UCCGCCCACCAGUCUCCCUGCCGGAACUACAUGUCCCAUGAGGCCGUGGGAGCCGCAGCUUUGCACCGGAAAGAGGCUCGCCGCUGUGGGGGAGGAGCCCAAAAAGGAUUGUGGGAGAAAGGCUCUUUCCUUUCCGUCCGGCGGCAGCCAUCAGCUCAAAGGUAGGCCAAGAUGGGUGCUUACAAGUACAUCCAGGAGCUAUGGAGGAAGAAGCAGUCCGAUGUAAUGCGCUUUCUUCUCAGGGUGCGCUGCUGGCAGUACCGCCAGCUCUCUGCGCUCCACAGGGCUCCCCGCCCAACCCGGCCCGAUAAAGCGCGCAGGCUGGGGUACAAGGCCAAGCAAGGUUAUGUCAUAUAUCGGAUUCGUGUGCGUCGUGGUGGUCGCAAACGCCCAGUUCCUAAGGGGGCUACCUACGGCAAGCCUGUCCAUCAUGGUGUUAACCAGCUAAAGUUUGCGCGAAGCCUUCAGUCUGUUGCAGAGGAGCGAGCUGGGCGCCACUGUGGGGCUCUGAGAGUCUUGAAUUCUUACUGGGUUGGCGAAGAUUCCACGUACAAAUUCUUUGAGGUCAUCCUCAUUGAUCCAUUCCAUAAAGCUAUCAGAAGAAAUCCUGACACCCAGUGGAUCACCAAACCAGUCCACAAGCACAGGGAAAUGCGAGGGCUGACAUCUGCAGGCCGCAAGAGUCGUGGCCUUGGAAAGGGUCACAAGUUCCACCACACUAUUGGUGGUUCUCGCCGUGCGGCAUGGAGAAGACGCAAUACUCUCCAGCUCCACCGUUACCGCUAAUAUAAGUAAUGUUUGUAAAAAUUUUACCUAAUAAACAAUUUAGGACAGUCA
This is a messenger RNA of Mirounga angustirostris (Northern elephant seal), 837 nucleotides long. RefSeq names its product ribosomal protein L15 (gene RPL15). Gene Ontology annotation, molecular function: RNA binding; structural constituent of ribosome. Gene Ontology annotation, biological process: cytoplasmic translation. Lineage: Eukaryota; Metazoa; Chordata; Mammalia; Carnivora; Phocidae. The transcript is spliced from 4 exons. The record is from RefSeq and is a predicted model, not a curated record. Gene Ontology annotation, cellular component: cytosolic large ribosomal subunit; ribosome. The coding region runs from base 172 to 786 and encodes 204 amino acids.